Plasmodium fragile is the source of this 2601-nucleotide messenger RNA. RefSeq lists its product as uncharacterized. Bases 1 to 2601 code for a protein of 866 amino acids. Gene Ontology annotation, biological process: regulation of gene expression. The record is from RefSeq and is a predicted model, not a curated record. The transcript has a single exon. Gene Ontology annotation, cellular component: nucleus. Lineage: Eukaryota; Apicomplexa; Aconoidasida; Haemosporida; Plasmodiidae. Gene Ontology annotation, molecular function: chromatin binding.
AUGAGUAGCGACGCCAAAGAAAGCGACGCUGCAAGCAUCAGCGGCAGCGAGGAAGAUCCCAUGGACCAACUGAAAAAAACACAGUUUGAGCAGAAGCAUAUGGAACUUAAAGAGAAACUAAAAAGGCUCAAGAGUGUUAAUAAUAGUGGUGCACAUAAUGAUGCCAACAGUGCCGAUUCGGCCAAAGAGGACAAGGAGGAGGAGGAGGGUUCGAGCCCAAAGGAGGUUACCACUGGACAGGCAAAAAGUGAUAACAAGAGCAAGUUUCUUCAACUGAAGGAAAAGCUCAGAAGACUCAAGGAGGCGAAUAGUGCCCGUGGGGUGGGGCGCGAAAGUGAAAGUUUUAGAAGCGCAAGCAGUGGGCGAAGCGGGAGAAGCAACGACGACGCCGAAUCCCCACCCGCGGGGGAGACUGCCAAGAGAGAACCCGCUCCACUGCAGAAGGACCGAGAAACCUUACGAGCUAAACUGAAGGAAAAGUUAGAAAAGUUUAAAAGGGAGUAUGGAAUUUGUGAUGGGGAAAAGGGAAGAGCUGCAGAACAGGACGAGCAGCAGGAGGAACAAAGCAUGCCUCGAGACAGAACCUUAAGCAAAGGGUACCCAAACAGAAAGAACAGGAAACGUCCACGAGGAGGAAGUGACUCCACCAUUAAUCGCUCCACAUCGCGUGGAAUGAAAAAAAGACCAAGUUCUGACAGCAGGGAUUUGUAUAUCCCCCCCGGCAGAAAUAGAAUUAGCCGUAAUAAUCCACACGAGCGCUACAGAAGGGGUGCCAAUGACUCCCCCCGGUAUAGCUCUCCCGAAAGGGCACAUAGGAAGGACUACCGCGAGAGGAUGGUCCCUCGGUGGGGCAGUUCCUCGCUUGAGGAGCGAGUCGGCAGGGAUAUGCGCGACAGCCCCAGGAGGGGUAGAAGUCGAGAUCGCCACAGACGAAGCAGGGAUGGGGGUAGAAGCCGAGAUCGCGUUCGCAGCCGGGACCGCCACAGACGAAGCAGGGACAGAGACUCCUUGAGAAAUCAUCACAUAUCCUUGAACGCACGAGAAAGGGGGAGCCGAGUGCGGGAUGAUGAUCACACACACUUCAGGAGGGAAGAAAGACAAAACAAAUAUUUAUAUAACCAAAUGACAGGAGAAAAAGUAGAAAAGAAAUUCUUUCGAGUCCCCUUGGGAUAUCACACAACGAAAGAGAGCUGGAACAACUACACACAAUGGCUGCAAAAAAAAAAUGAUUACAGAUUUGGUCUGCCGUUUGAUCAAAACAAAAUUUUCAGGCGAUCUCAGUCGUUGUCUCCAAGCACCUGGAAGAAGUUCGUACCGAACUCUGAAGAGGACGAUGACGAGAGGGUGUCCUCGGGUUGCGAACAUGGAGAGAAGGCAGGCAAGAAUAAAAGUAAAAAACACAAAAAAAGUGAAAAGGCUCAAAGGGGAAAGCACCAUAAGGGGGACUCCUCAUAUGUUGAUGAGCACAGUGAUGAGGAUGAUAACGCGCGUAGGAAGCGGAACGGCACUUCCUCCAAUUCCAAGUCGCUCUCGCAUGGAGAAAAGGGAAGACACAACAGCAGUCAUAAGUCACACAGACGGAAGAGGGACGGGAAGAAAUAUUCAAGGAGUAUGUCGUCCGGGGAGGAGGUAGAAAGGGGAAACAGGAGCAUUGAAAAGGAGAAGAGGAGACGGUCAUCCGUUGAGAGAAAAAAGAGCAAAGCGGAGAAAAAGUCCUCCAAGAAGAGCAACCGUCAUAGGUACAGAAGCGGAAGCAGAGGCAGAAGCAGAAGCAGAAGCAGCAGUUACAGCGACAGCCACAAGCGGGACAAAAAAAAACAUAAAGAGAGAAAAUACGAAGAGGGGAAAAGAAGAAGCGAAAAAAAAAAAAAAAAGAGCAAACAUGAGGAGAAAAAAAAAAAGAGGAAGAGCAAAGAUGAAGAAAGCAAGAGGAAGUCCAAAAGGAGAAACAAAACGAAAAAAGACUCUGAAUAUUCUGAUAGCAUAGAGGAAAAGAGCGACGCGGCUGGCACGUCUGCCACGUCCCUGUCCUUCCUGUGCGAGGGGUACGACUCCCUGCAUGAUAAAGAUAUGAGCAGGGAGGGAUCAGGCGAUCGUGGAAGGAAGUCCGAAGAGAAUGAAGAAGCACUGGUUGAAGAGGAGGAAGGAGCAAAGGUCACCAGGGAGAAGAGCCCCAGUAACUGUGAAGACUCAUCCGGAGAAGGAAGCGACGUGGGACCAAAGCCACUGGAUGUGAACGUCAAAUUAGCUAACCAGCAAAUAGACUACGGUGCGGCCAUGAUGCCCGGAGAGGGCCAAGCCAUCGCGCAGUUCGUACAGAAGGGGAAGAGAAUUCCCAGAAGAGGAGAAGUCGGGUUGUCUGCUGAGGCGAUUGAAAAUUUCGAGAGCCUUGGUUAUGUCAUGAGUGGAUCGAGGCACAAAAGAAUGAACGCCAUCCGUAUGCGAAAGGAGAAUCAAGUGUACAGCGCAGAGGAGCAGAGGGCCCUCGCCAUGUUUAACUACGAAGAGAGGGCGAAUCGGGAGAAUGCCCUCAUAAGUGACUUGAAGGAGGUUUUGCGGAAGCAGAACGAGGCAAUCCUAAACGAGAGUAAGAAUAACUAA